Geodia barretti is the source of this 1056-nucleotide messenger RNA. The record is from the annotation of a GenBank genome assembly. Lineage: Eukaryota; Metazoa; Porifera; Demospongiae; Tetractinellida; Geodiidae.
AUGGUUGAGGAUGUCGACCUGGACGAACCCAAGGCCGGUGAGGUGCUGGUGAAGAUUGGCGCCGCCGGCGUUUGCCGCAGCGACCGGCACUUUAUGCAUGGUGAUGCCAACAUCGCCUUGCCUGCGGUGCUGGGUCACGAGGGAGCGGGCACCGUCGAGAAGGUGGGGCCCGGCGUUACCCUGACCAAGCCCGGCGAUCAGGUAAUUCUGUCCUUUGUUCCGGCAUGUGGCAGGUGCAAGUCCUGCCUGGAAGGCAACUCCAACCUGUGCGAUCUGCACAUGGCCACGGGCCCCUUUAUGCUGGACGGCACUACCCGCCUCCACAAGGGCGGCAAGGAUAUUCACCACAUGGGCAAGGUAGCGUGCUUUGCCGAGUAUGCGGUGGUGCCGGAAACCGGCUGUAUCCCCACGAACUCCGGCAUUUCCAUGGACAAAGCGGCGAUGAUUGGCUGCUGUGUUCCAACGGGCGUUGGUGCGACCAUGUUCAGCGCCAAAGUGCAGCCCGGCAGCACCGUUGCGGUGGUUGGCUGCGGCGGGGUGGGACUCAACGUAAUUAUGGGAGCCAAGCUGCUCAACGCCUCCCAGAUUAUUGCGGUGGACAUCCGCGAGAGCCAGCUUGAAUUCGCGAUGAAGUUUGGGGCUACCCACUCGGUAAACGCCGCAGACCGGGACCCGGUUGCCCAGGUCAAGGAACUGACAGGUGGCCGGGGCGCCGACUAUACUUUCGAGGUUUUCGGUUCCGCAGAAACGGUCAAAGCGUCCUACGAUAUGUGUGCCAAGAGCGGGACAGUUACGGUGGUGGGAAUUGCUCCAAUGGGCGCCGAGGCUUCCAUCAAUGCCGUGGACCUGGUCCGAAACGAGAAGACCCUGCGGGGUACGUACUACGGUUCGGCCCGGGGUCGCACGGAUAUGCCCACCAUGGUUGACCUAUACCUGUCGGGACGGCUGAACCUCGACGACCUGGUGGUCCGUCACUAUUCGCUCGACCAAAUAAAUGAAGCUUACGGGGACAUGGACGAGGGAGAAGUGGGCCGGGGCGCCAUAAUGUUUAACUAA